Pteronotus mesoamericanus is the source of this 3119-nucleotide messenger RNA. Its product is annotated as zinc finger protein 213-like. NCBI's taxonomy places the organism in Eukaryota, Metazoa, Chordata, Mammalia, Chiroptera, Mormoopidae. The record is from RefSeq and is a predicted model, not a curated record. The transcript has 8 exons. Gene Ontology annotation, biological process: regulation of transcription by RNA polymerase II. The coding region runs from base 180 to 2174 and encodes 664 amino acids. Gene Ontology annotation, cellular component: chromatin; transcription regulator complex; PcG protein complex. Gene Ontology annotation, molecular function: RNA polymerase II cis-regulatory region sequence-specific DNA binding; DNA-binding transcription factor activity, RNA polymerase II-specific.
CCGUCUCCUUUUCCCCGGUGCAAGCUGCUGAGAAUCCCUUCCCAGGGGAGGGGCCCUCUUUCCGCUGCCUGAGGUGUCCCAUUCACCUCCAACUCAGCUCCUGGCCAGAAGCUGGAGGGGGCUUGGCCAAAACAGAAGGAGAAACGACUCAGCUCUGCUUUGUAGCUCUGAGAUAGAAAAUGUCUGCAGACUGUGGAGGCACCCACGCUCCCCAGGACAAAGAGAGAGCCCAAGAGGUUCCAGGUCAUGGUCAUCCUUGUCAAGAAGUGCUUUCUGAGUCAAAGGAGAUGGUGUCUUUUGGAGCCACUCGGGAGUCACCCUACAUUAAGACAGAAAUGCAAGAGCUGCACGCUGAGGGGGUGUCACAAGAGGACAGGGCUCAAGGAGCUUGGAGCUGGAGGCGCCUGGGCCAGGGCUCUAAGGAGAAAGCUCUUUUUCUACCUGGUGGAGCCCUCCCCUCCCCUCAGAUGCCUGUGCUUUCCCACGAGGGGAGGACCAGAGACCGGCAGAUGGCUGCAGCGCUCCUCACUGCCUGGUCCCAGAUGCCAGUGACCUUUGAGGAUGUGGCUCUGUACCUCUCCCGGGAGGAGUGGGGGCGGCUGGACCACCCACAGCAGAGUUUCUAUCGGGAUGUCCUGCAGAAGCGAAGUGGGCUGGCCUUGGGGUUUCCCUUCAGCACAACUUUCUGGGCCUCCCAAGUGCAGGGCAAGGGUGAGGCCUCAAGUUCGUGCCUACAGAUGGGAGAUGAAGAGGAGAAGAGAGGCGUGGCGGAGGUGAGAAAGGAAGAGCCGACCUCAUCCCCAGCAGUCCCUGGGGAUGUGAAGUCCUUCAGGACCAGGGCAGGGAGAGCCCAGGAGGAUGUCCUGCAGUGUGGACGGCAGGCAACGAGUGGCCAGAGAUUGGGGCCAGCCAAAGAUGAUGAGCAGCCAGGUCCCCGGGAGGAGAGACAGACGGAACCAGCCCUGUCCGACACCGGCCUCCCAGGGAAACCCAGUGAUGAGGGGGCAGGCGGUCCUGACAGUAGCAAGGAGGGCCUGGUCCCUGAUGGUGACGCCUGCAAGAAGACCUACAAGUGUGAGCAGUGUGGCAAGGGCUUCAGCUGGCACUCCCACCUGGUGACGCAUCGGCGCACCCACACGGGUGAGAAACCCUAUGCCUGCACGGACUGUGGCAAGUGCUUUGGCCGCAGCUCGCACCUCAUCCAGCACCAGAUAAUCCACACGGGUGAGAAGCCCUACACCUGCCCCUCCUGUUGGAAGAGCUUCAGCCACCACUCUACGCUGAUCCAGCACCAGCGCAUCCACACAGGUGAAAAGCCCUACGUGUGUGACCGCUGUGCCAAGCGCUUCACCCGCCGCUCAGACCUGGUCACCCACCAGGGCACACAUACAGGUGCCAAGCCCCAUAAGUGUCCCAUCUGCAGUAAGUGCUUCACACAAAGCUCAGCCCUGGUCACCCAUCAGCGCACCCACACAGGGGUCAAGCCCUACCCUUGCCCUGAGUGUGGCAAGUGCUUCAGCCAGCGCUCCAACCUCAUCGCACACAACCGUACACACACGGGGGAGAAGCCCUACCACUGCCUUGACUGCGGCAAGAGCUUCAGCCACAGCUCGCACCUCACCGCCCACCAGCGCACCCACCGCGGCGUCCGGCCCUACUCCUGCCCUCUCUGUGGCAAGAGCUUCAGCAGGCGCUCCAACCUGCACCGGCAUGAAAAGAUUCAUACCACAGGGCCCAAGCCACACAGCUGUGGCCAGUGCGGCAAGCGCUUCCGCUGGGGCUCAGACCUGGCGCGCCACCAGCGCACACACACAGGGGAGAAGCCGCACAAGUGCCAGGAGUGCGAAAAGAGCUUCCGCAGCUCCUCGGACCUGGUGCGCCACCAGGGCGUGCACACAGGACAGAAGCCUUUCUCCUGCUCCGCCUGUGGCAAGAGCUUCAGCCGCAGCGCCUACCUGGCGGACCACCAGCGCAUCCACACGGGUGAGAAGCCCUUCGGCUGCAGCGACUGCGGCAAGAGCUUCUCGCUGCGCUCCUACUUGCUGGACCACCGGCGUGUGCACACGGGCGAGCGGCCCUUUGGCUGCGGCGAGUGCGACAAGAGCUUCAAGCAGCGCGCCCACCUCAUCGCCCACCAGAGCCUGCAUGCCAAGAUGGCCCAACCCAUGGGUUGAGGGAUGGGAUAAGGGUUGGAGGGAUCUUCUGGGAGGCGGAGCAGCAGGAUGGCCAACUGCUACUUUCUGCAGCCACAACCCCUACUGCCUGCCCUGGAGUGCCCCAGGACCAGGUCAUCACUCCCAAGUAAUGGAACUCCCCUAUGGCUUCAUGGCCAUUCUUCCUGCCCUGGGGGUUUCUCUUGCCCUUUGGCUUCCUAAAGCCCCAGCACAUUCCUGGCAGGUGGCUUUAGUAUGGGAGACAGGCUGAGGCAGCAGGGAGUGUGAGGACUGUCAGGGCCUGGGGUCCUCCAUCUAAGAAGCCCCUCAGCCUUGCUUGCUCUGUGGCUCUUUGUUCCCCACUUUCUUGGAUGGGUCCAUGGGCCAGGCCUCCUGGCCUGCUAACCUGUGCCUUCCUGCAGGGGUGGAGGACACGUUUUCACCACUAGGGUGCUGACAGGCUCCAGGAGGGACAGUCCACCCACACCCGUGAGAAUCUAGGUCCUCAUAAGGCCAAAAGGGCUUUCUGGCCUCCACUCCCUCCCAUUUCUAGGCCAUUACCACUCUGCCCUUUCCUGGCAACAGGGAAACUGCCCAGCACUGAACUCCACCCAUUUCCCCCUUGAGAACCAUUCUCUGCUGAGGCUAGUGGUGGCCUCAGGGGCUGGAGGUCUACUGUGCAGACUGAACAGACUAAUGGAAAUCCACUGGCCCCACACUCACCUGCAGAGACGUGGAGUUUAUGGUAUUUGACAGUAGCACUCUGUCAGUGCUUUGUCACUGACUCAUUAGGCACUACAUUCCAUGUCUGCAUCGUCUGCAGAUUGGCAUUCACAGGAACAACCACAGGUUCUCCAAAGGAGCCUGCCUCAGCAAAGGAGCAAAAGGGUUUGAAUUAACAUGGAGACUGCCCUGGCCGGUGUGGCUUGUUGGUUGGGCAUACAAUAAUAUCUUUCUCCCUUCCCC